Parasteatoda tepidariorum (common house spider) is the source of this 866-nucleotide messenger RNA. RefSeq lists its product as uncharacterized. Lineage: Eukaryota; Metazoa; Arthropoda; Arachnida; Araneae; Theridiidae. The record is from RefSeq and is a predicted model, not a curated record. Gene Ontology annotation, molecular function: metal ion binding.
CUAAACUCUCUUAUUCCAGUACCACCCAGAAAUAUCCUCAUUGUUAUUAAUUUGCAAGUUACAAGUGGAAAUUCGAAAUGAGUCAGUAAAGUUGCUAUGAUUUAGAGAUAAGGAAAAAAGUCGUUUUUCAAGUAGUAUUCUGUACCAACAUAAAGGUGUUGUUCUUCCAUCCAUGCUUGGUACAUUCUAGUACACGCUUCUUAGAGCACGGAGUAAUAUUUAGUUUGUUUUCCGACUGAGUUUUACUUUAAUUUGGUAUUAUAAAGCUGCGUAUCAUCAAGAUGUCAUCAAGCCAAGUAGUCAACACUUCAAUUCUUAAAUCUAAUUCAGCAUUUCCUGUAAAUCAACUUCUCAAAAGAAAAGCCAUUGAAGACUAUCAAAACGCGAGCAAGCAACAGAAAAUUUGCCUUGUGAGACCGUUUCCAAAACAGGCACCGAGGUGCCGUUACUUCCCCAAAUGCCGGAUGGGUCAGAAGUGCCACUUUGUUCAUCCCAAGUGUAAAUACAACGCUGCAUGCAGGAAUCCAAAAUGUGCUUACGUUCAUGUCGGUCCCAGGAAAUUGGAGUUCUUAGAUAUUAACAACAAUGAAGUUAAUCCAUACAAAUGGAAAAAGGAAGAGAAAGAAGAAACCGAUGAGCAGAAAAUGGAGUCUAGUUCUGAGACCCAAUGAAUGAACAUCGGAGAGUUCUUUUUACUCAUUGCUAACAACAAGUUCUCGAACGACUUAAACUGGAAAACUUUCUUAUUUUGUUUUUCUCCAAUUUACUUAAAUUUACUUGUGAUUUCAAAGCACGUGAUUUAACUUUAAAAUGUUGUUUCGAUUAUGUUUUUGCUUUAUAAUAAAAUCUGGUGAAUAUUUUUCCAA